Messenger RNA from Arabidopsis thaliana (thale cress), 911 nucleotides. Its product is annotated as CURVATURE THYLAKOID 1A-like protein. NCBI's taxonomy places the organism in Eukaryota, Viridiplantae, Streptophyta, Magnoliopsida, Brassicales, Brassicaceae. Bases 145 to 522 code for a protein of 125 amino acids. The transcript has 4 exons. The record is from RefSeq and is marked reviewed. Gene Ontology annotation, cellular component: thylakoid; chloroplast thylakoid membrane; plastoglobule.
GAGGAGCGACCAAUAAGAGCGCGAGGAGCUUCCACGUGUUACUACACGAAUCUUGUUUAGUAAAAAGCGCAGCUGCAAAAAAAAUCGAGUAGAGAAGAAGUAGGCAGACAAAGAAGAAGAAGAAGAAGUUCUCGGCGUGCUUCAAUGGCGAUAUCAGUAGCAGCUUCGUCCUCUAUGGCCGUGAUGGUUCCACGUGUUCCCGCCGUAUCCACCCGUUGCUCCGCCGUCCCUUAUCUUCCUCCUCGCUCCUUUGGCCGAUCCUCUUUCACCGUUCCGUUGAAGCUUGUUUCAGGGAAUGGAUUGCAAAAAGUUGAAUUGUUGAAGACAAGAGCUUCUUCAGAAGAGACCUCGUCCAUUGAUACCAACGAACUCAUCACAGAUUUGAAGGAAAAGUGGGAUGGUCUUGAGAACAAAUCUACUGUACUUAUAUAUGGAGGAGGAGCCAUUGUUGCUGUUUGGUUAUCUUCCAUUGUUGUUGGUGCCAUCAACUCUGUUCCUCUGGUAACAACACUCUCUAUAUAAUUCUUUUGAGAUUAGAAAAUGUGUAAUGAGUUUGAGUUAAAGUGAUGUUUCCAUUUCUUGUGUUUGUAGCUUCCGAAAGUUAUGGAACUUGUCGGUCUCGGGUACACUGGAUGGUUUGUCUACAGAUACCUUCUCUUCAAGUCAAGCAGAAAGGAAUUGGCUGAGGAUAUUGAAUCCUUGAAGAAGAAGAUCGCAGGAAGCGAAUAGAUUCAUUUUCAAAUAAAACCAGCUUUCUCUCUGUAUGUUUUCCUGUAAUAUCGUGUUAUAUUAUACAAUGUCUCUGUUUCAACAUUGUAUCUGUUGCAUCUGAAACUAUUAUCUUGGAUCCACACUUAGUUUCAGGAGGCACAUACUUCAAAAUGAACUUAAUAAAAGACAAAGAUGAUCAA